Anoplophora glabripennis (Asian longhorned beetle) is the source of this 497-nucleotide messenger RNA. RefSeq names its product protein aveugle. NCBI's taxonomy places the organism in Eukaryota, Metazoa, Arthropoda, Insecta, Coleoptera, Cerambycidae. Gene Ontology annotation, biological process: cell surface receptor protein tyrosine kinase signaling pathway. Bases 84 to 437 code for a protein of 117 amino acids. Gene Ontology annotation, cellular component: cytoplasmic side of plasma membrane. The transcript is spliced from 2 exons. Gene Ontology annotation, molecular function: protein binding. The record is from RefSeq and is a predicted model, not a curated record.
UUACAACCAGUUUUACAUAUUUGAUGUUUGUGUACAGAAAUUGAAUGUUUAUUACAUGAAUAUUAAACCAUUUCUUUAAAAUAAUGGUUGAGGAGACGUCCAAUACAAGUAACAAAACAAAGGUUAAACCAAAUAACUACAGACCCAAAUCGGUAUACUCUUGGAAUGUAACAGACGUGCAGAAAUGGUUACGAAGACACUGCAGUGAUUACUACAUGCUUUACGUUGAGAACUUUAUCCAGCACGAUAUCACGGGUCGAACAUUAAUAAGGAUAAACGAUAACUCACUGCUCCGAUUAGGUAUCACAGAUGUAGUACAUCGUGAGGCAAUUUGGAGGGAAAUACUGAAACUUCGACUGAAGACCGAUAUAAUGGAAAUAAGAGAUCUGCAGAGACGUAAUACUAAUAAUAUGUUUUAUGAUUAUUCAAUCGCUUGAGUGGAUGUUGGAUUAAGUAAAUAUAUAUAGUAAUUAUAAUAUUAAAUUUGAUAUAUUUUA